CUUUGUCAUAAAAUAGCAGAAGGCAUCUGUACAGAUGGGAUUCUUUCAGCUGACAAAUACACAACAAUCUGGUCUUUAGAAGAAUGGUGGCAGGUCAAGUCAUCCAUCACUGACAUACUAAGACAAGCUGUUGGCAAGGAGUGGACAAAUGAGAAACUGGAUGAGGCAUUAGGUCCACUAGAUGGCCAGUACAAGAAAGUCAUCAGUGAAGUGAUCAGUGUUCACAGGGCAGACCUCCGACGCAGGCUGGUUCAAGACACAACAGCUGUAUCUCAUGCUGUGCUAAAAGAUUUUGACUGGAAGCUCAAGUUAUCAUUAGCAAGUGACAAGCUAGCAUCUCUCCAAGAACCACUAUUACAGCUUGAUCUUUUUGUAAGGGAGGCAAAUGGGGAAAGAAAACAAGUCUUUGUCGAACUUAAUAAAUCUGAACUUGAAAAAUUGAUUCUUUCAUUAGAAGGCUGCAGUAAGUCUGUGCAACAACUGACUACAUCUGCUUCCUAGUCUAGUGUUCUCUCUAGUUUAGAUUGUUCCUGUAAGACCCAUCAACAAUAAGCAUCGGCCAAUCCGGUUUUACAUAAUCAGAUUCGUAGAAUUUUAAAAAUUCUACAGAGCUUGUUUUGCUUUAAACAGUAAUGUAAAGCUUAAAAGAUGUUCUCGUUAAAUUAAAACAAAUACUCAGAUUCGUUUGUCCAUUUAGAUUCAGAGGAUCUAUAAUUUUUUAUUAAAUUUUUAUUAUGAACUAAAAUUUAAAUAUGUUGUUACUAAACAUCAGAUUUAAAAAAUACAUAAUGAACUGCAUAUAGCCAGUUAUGAGCAGACUUUUUUUUUUAAUAGUGCUGUGAUUAAUUUUAUAUCCCAUCAGGAACGUUGACUUGUAUUUAAUCAUUGACAAUAUGUGUCUGAGAUUGAAAGAAAAUGAAUAACAGAUUUUGAAGGCUUCAACUUUUAAAAUGAGUCAACCAUAGAUUGGGUUGAUGUAUAAAAAUAUUUUGAUAAAUGCAUUUUCAUCAUGUGUUCAUUAUAAAAACUGUUAUUGAUAUUGUAAAAAAAAUGUAUUCUUAACACAAGGAGAGUCUGAAUUGAUUUGAUGUAAACACUGAUACUUGUGUCAUUAAGAUGGCUCUUGUACUGUUGGAAUGUACAUUUGUAUGCAAGGUCAAUUCACCUGUGUGAUGAAAAUUGAAGUAAUAAAAAUGUCAGUACCAG
Molecule: messenger RNA, 1206 nt
Organism: Physella acuta
Lineage: Eukaryota; Metazoa; Mollusca; Gastropoda; Physidae
Product: COMM domain-containing protein 8
Source: RefSeq, a predicted model, not a curated record